Messenger RNA from Esox lucius (northern pike), 6654 nucleotides. RefSeq names its product pleckstrin homology domain containing, family H (with MyTH4 domain) member 2 (gene plekhh2). The record is from RefSeq and is a predicted model, not a curated record. Gene Ontology annotation, cellular component: cytoplasm; cytoskeleton. Gene Ontology annotation, molecular function: actin binding. Bases 166 to 4530 code for a protein of 1454 amino acids. Gene Ontology annotation, biological process: negative regulation of actin filament depolymerization. The transcript is spliced from 30 exons. NCBI's taxonomy places the organism in Eukaryota, Metazoa, Chordata, Actinopteri, Esociformes, Esocidae.
CGUAGUGCUGAAUUGAAAACUUAUGGAAAGAGAAAAAGUCCUCGAUGUUAUUCCAUAAACAGGAUGAUACGACAUGAACAACAAAAGGAAUAUGAAUGGAAUUACUGAAAUGAAUUAAUACCCAUCCUGUCAGUCUCUCGUCAUCUUUUUUCAGGAACCGGGGCCAUGGCGGAGGCAGAGGAGACCCUGGGACAGGAGGACUGGAAGGGGAAGUGUUUCGUCCUAGAAGCCCUGCUCAUGAAGUUCCGGGUGCAGAUUGUCAAGAUCAGAGAGUUGACGGCAGACAAGAUUCAGCAGCUGGAGACGCAGGUGAUGGAGGCAGAGAAACGGGCCUUCAAAGCUCAACAGCAGGUGCAGUGGAUGGAGGAGCAGGUGAAGACUCCCGACGGUCAGUCAGGUGAUUCUGAGGUACGGUUGUUCAGACGAUGCCAGGACCUCCAAGCUCUCCUGCAGGAGAAGGAUGAUGUCAUAUCCCGGCUGGAGACACAGUUGGAGGAGCAGAAACAAAUCAGGGCCCAGGAUGCCAAGACUGUGGAGGAGAAGGCCGCCAAGAUUAAAGAGUGGGUGAUGCUGAAGCUGUGUGAGUUUGAGGUGGAGAAUGCUGCUCUCAGAGAGACCAACAUUCAGCAGGAGUCUCAGAUACAGGAGCUUCACAGACAGAUGCAGGCCCUGGAGCAGAAAAGAGGAGCUGGUGUUCGGUCCAAGCCCGGUGAGGCCCAACGUCUCAGUAGCCUGACAUUUGGCUGUUUCCAGGUACGAGGGAAAAACCCCCAGGUUCUAACGGGCCCAGAGCCCGCCCAGAGGACCCUCAGCACCCAGGCCGAGGGAGAGAUUGAUGGGGAGGACAAAGCCGAUAACAUCACCAACCAGACGCAAGCGUCCUCGGGAAAAGAGAAUGGUGUCCAGAGACUGGAUGUUAGGUCGGGGGAGGGUAACGGGGCCGGGGGCUGUCACUGUGUGUCCUCCACCACUGUAUCGGAGGGAGACGGGGGAGGUGAAGGGGGUGCGUGCGGGCCACCGUACAGUCGUCCCGGCAGUGACACUUACCUCACGGCGUCCGACGACAGCAGCUCUAUGUUCGAUGACGAAAUGGAGCGCACCAAGCGGCCCCACUUCCAGGCGCUGGGGGAGGAGGGCAUCCAGGGGAGGAAACCAGGGGACUGCUCUUCGGAGGAACUUAACGAACGCUUCCAGUCCCAAAGUCUAGACUCCUCCUCGUCUUCGAGUGACCCCUCCAACACCCCCAGCCCGGUCCUCACCCCCGCCCUCAACCCCAAACGUCCCACUCCCAACCAGGACUCCGGAGACACCCCCGCAUCCCCCAAGCAGCCCCGUCUGCGGAACCCGCCAGGGUUUGGCGUGAUGAGCGUGGCCCUGGCCAGGAGGCAUCUUAGCCAGCCGCCGGUCAGCACGGAGGCGGCUCACGGGCACACGCGCAACGCCAUCAGCAUGCUCCGCCCCCUCAGGCCCCAGGAGACCGACCUGGAUCGGGAGCAUGAGGUCGGCAUGGAGACGGGUAGGGACACGCCCCCGCCUCCGGCCGCCGAGGCAACGUCGCCGACCCCAGCGGGCUCGCCCUGCACUGACACAGAGGCCUCCGCCAUCAGGUCAGGGAGCGAGCCGCCCACCCCCCCGCUGCACAGGUUCCCCUCCUGGGAAAGCCGCAUAUACGCGGUGGCCAAAUCAGGCAUCAGGCUGUCAGAGACUUCAUGCGCCGACCAGACCAGCAAGGACUCCUCGCUGCAGUCCUCGUAUUCGGCUUACAUGCUCUACAACUCCCUCAUCUAUAAGGACAUGAGCACGCCUGUAUACACCACGCUGAAGGGGAAAGCCACUCUGCUGAGCAGCAGUCCAUUGUCAGAGGAGUCAUCCAGUUCAGAAGAGUCAUCCAGUUCAGGAGAGGAGGAUGAAUCUGUCUGUGGCUCACACACCUCUGGAUCCAGCUCCCGCAAGGACAGCAGCACCGGCAGCCCAGGCAGCCCCCGCUCCCUAAAGAGAGCCGUGUCCAUGUCGUCCAUGACUUCAGAGAGUGAUUACGCCAUUCCUCCUGAUGCCUACUCUACCGACACUGAGUGUUCUGAGCCGGAACAGAAACUUCCCAAGACCUGCUCCAGCAUCAGUGACAAUGGCAAGAGUGAGCCCAUGGAAAAGUCAGGUUACCUCCUAAAGAUGGUUAAGACCUGGAAGAAGACUUGGAAAAGACGCUGGUUCGUCCUCAAAGACGGAGAACUGCUCUACUACAAGUCACCGAGUGAUGUCAUCCGGAGACCACAAGGUCAGAUUGAGGUCAACGCCACAAGUAGUAUUGCCCGGGGUGACGGGAAGCAGGUACUCCAGAUUGUUUCAGGGAAGCGUGUGUACUAUCUGAAGGCAGACUCUCCCAACCUGCAGGAGGAGUGGCUGAGGGUUCUCCAGAGUGUUCUGAGGGUGAAGACUGCCAGCCCGCUCUUCACUCAGCCAGAGAUACGACCUGCCAUGAAGGGCCAUCUUAUCAAGGUGAAACAUGGCUAUUCCAAACGGGUGUGGUGUGCCCUCAUCGGUAAAACACUCUACUACUUCCGUUGUCAGGAAGACAAGUUCCCCCUUGGUCAGAUCAAGCUGUGGGAGGCUCGGGUGGAGGAGGUGGACAGGUCACGUGACUCGGACGAGGAGCUGAAAUCAGGUGGGAGGGGCUUACAGGCCACGCCCCACACCAUAGCUGUCCAUCCCCAGGAACAGGGACCUGCUUACCUGCUCAUUGAAUCCCGACACGAGAAGGAAGCUUGGCUGUUUCAUCUGUCGAUGGCAGCGGGCGCCGGCGUGGGCACGGUGGGCACAGAGUUCGAGCAGCUGGUGGGCAAACUGCUCAACAUUGAGGGAGAACCAAACUGUCAGACCUGGAGACACCCCGCGCUGUGUUUCAGUAAAGAGGGACUUUCCUCUCCUCUCACCACCCUGCCAUCUCAGGCCUUGCAGACGGAGGCCAUCAAGCUUUUUAAGACAUGCCAGCUCUUCAUCAACGUGGCCAUCGAUGCCCCGGCCAUCGACUACCACGUGUCCCUGGCCCAGAGUGCCUUGCAGGUGUGCCUGACCCACCCGGAGCUUCAGAACGAGUUCUUCUGUCAGCUCAUCAAGCAGACACGCAGGCGACAGCCCCAUGGGCAGCCCGGGCCCUUGCAGGGCUGGCAGUUCCUGGCUCUGUGUGUGGGUCUCUUUCUGCCCCAGCACCCCUUCCUGUGGCUGUUGCAGGUGCACCUUAAGAGGCAUGCAGACUCCAGGACAGAGGUGGGUAAGUACGCCAUCUACUGCCAACGGUCGGUAGAGCGGACACAGCAGAAGGGCGAGCGUCAGGCACGGCCUUCCCGUAUGGAAAUCCUGUCCAUCCUCCUGAGGAACCCUUACCAUCACUCCCUGCCCUUCAGUGUGCCUGUUCACUUCCUGAACAACACGUACCAGGUGGUGAGCUUCGACGCCUCCACCACUGUGGACGAGUUCCAGUGCCGACUUAACCAGGACAUAGGCAUGAGGAAAACAGGCCUACUAGGUUUCAGCCUGUACACGGACGACCCUACUGGACGAGAAGUGGAGCAUUGUCUACACAGGGCCAUCAAGAUCUGUGACAUCAUCUCCAAAUGGGAGCAGGCAUCUAAGGAGCAACACACAGGCAAGUCUGAGAACAGCAGGACUGUAAGACUCACCUACAAGAACAGAUUGUAUUUCUCUCCUCAGGUGCGUGGUGAGUCAGAGAGGGAGAGACUCCUUCUAGCCUACCAGACCAACGAGGCCAUUGUCGCAGGACACUUCCCGGUCAACAAGGAGCUGGCUCUGGAGAUGUCUGCCCUGCUGGCCCAGGUGGAAUUUGGGGAUUUUGAGCGUCCGUUCUCCACCCCCGCCAGCCCCAACUCAGCCCAGACCAAGUCCAACCAGACACUGAAGCAGGUGCUGGAGAGGUUCUACCCCAAACAUUACCGCAGGAUGGCCACUGAGGAGCAGCUCAGGCAACUGCGCCAACGUCUGUCCAACCGAUGGGCAUCACUGAGGGGUCGAAGUUCAUCCGAGUGUAUACGAAUCUACCUGACCGUGGCAAGGAAAUGGCCUUUCUUCGGGGCCAAGCUGUAUGAAGCCGAGUCCGUCACGCCGUCUCCGGAGACAAGUGCCCGCCUGUGGCUGGCAGUCCAUGAGGAUGGCAUCAGCGUGCUGGAGCACAACUCCAUCAAGCUGCUGGUGUCCCACCCUUAUAAAAACCUGAUGACGUUUGGGGGGUUCAGGCAGGACUUUAUGCUGGUGGUCAGCCGGAGCAUCGGAAGUAAUGCUACCAAAGACAGACCCACGGAGAAACACCUGUACGCUAUGGCCUCCUCCCAGAUCAGGGAGAUCACCCUUCUCAUCUCCUGCUACAUCAACAGCGCCCAUCAGCAGAAAGCUGCCGCCCACCAUCUCUCUGCCCCUGCUUUACUGGUAGCUCAGCCUGUCAAUCUCAAAAGCAAAGAGCUAAGGAGCCAAUCACCACCAGCGACAGGUAGACCUAGCAAGGCACCUACUCUGCUGUGAUCACCUCCCUAGAGACUGCAAGCACAGACUUAUUUGUGGUCAGGUGAGCAGCAACUUAUAUGGAACCAGGGUUCUCUUCAGUUGGUACAAAAUGGAGGGAAACCCGGGAGGUACAAUCUUAACCUGUCCAAUAAUAAAUAGCCUUUCCAUUUUUCAGUUGCAAAACACUUUGCUACUUUGUUCCUUAAUGAAUGCCACCCAGUCUCAUGUCUGAUAACAGGGGACUGACGGACUUCAGUGAAGAGAAUCAUGACAUGGUACCUUGGUUACAUGGUACUAUGUUAAUAUCUGUGUAUUUUUAUUAAUAAUAAUAAUAAUAUGUCUAAUCCCAGGAAGCUUUCAUUUAUUCAGCUGUUGUUUUUUCUGUUCUAGCACCAAAGAGCAUUGUCAGUGUUAUUUAUUUACAGACAGCCUCCAAUGCCUUCCAUGGAUUAAGCUUUUAAUUACCUUGUAUUGCUGGUUUAAUAUUCUCUGUAACUUUGUAGAUACAUUGUAUUUCCUUUUUAAUGUUUACCUCUGUAUCAUUUUAUUAAUAACUGAUUUACUAUUUCCUAAAAUGGCAGUUUCAAGAGAAGAGCAUUAUGUUAUUUAUGGUUGUGAAAUAAGUUAAAGGAAACCGAAUAAUGACAAGAAAGGGCCAGUCCAUAGUUCAAAUAAUAAGAGUUCACCCCACCACUUGUUUUGGAAUUCAACUGAGAAAUGGAAAUAGAAUCAAAUCACAAAAGUAUUAUGGAUACGAGGGCUGACCUUCCUGGAAAUCAACAUGAUUGUAUAACCGUGCUUUGAAACUAUUUGUGAUUUAUUUUUAAGGUACAUUCUGUAAUGGAAGUGACUUGUGUACUGGUAGUGUAUGUGGUACAGUUGAGUAUUCAGGAAGACCAUUCUCUCCUAGUUUUUCAUGAUUGCUAACAAGCAUCAGUCAAUACUGUAGUCACAUUGUCUAAACUCUUCACACAGUCAAUGAAAGAGAUGUGUAUGUGGACCAAACUGUGAAAAAAUUGUCAUUGCCUUCACACAAAAUGCAUUCAAUGAACACAUUCUCCAAAAUCCGUGAACUCUUUUCUCAUUCAUACUCCACUACCUGCAAAACAAUAUAUUCGCAAAUGUUUGUUUUUUUAAAUGCUUACACACUGUUCCCAAAACUGUUAAAAACAAAUUCAAAACAGAAUGAUAGCAACUGGAGUGCAUUUCUGCAGUAACCACAUGGAAAUAUAUAGAAAAUGUUAGCAGAAUAUUUAUUUAUUUUUGCAAUCGCUAGGACCCAUUUCGCAAUACAGUGAGCACAACAGCAGUCCAUAUGGGCUAAACUGUGCAUAAUUCUUCAUUGCUUUGGCACAAAAUGCAUUCAAUAAUUACAUCUCAAAUUACAUGAAUUAUUUUCUCACUCAGACACAACCACCACCAAAACUCUAUGUACCUACAGUACAGUCCAAUUUGCACAUGUUUACAUAUUCUUUUCAAAACUGUUAAACUUUAGUUCAAAACCUAACUUAACACAAAAUGUAAUAAGACAGCAAUUUGCUACAUUUCCACAGCAAUACUGUAUUGAAAUGCAUUCCAUAUCUGAAAAAUGAAAUACUAUCGAAACAACUAGAACAACCUCAGCUGAUUCCCAUUGUAGCUGAACACCUACCCAUAUGUCACGUCUUUCAAUAUUAUUACCAUCUAUACAAAAGGGUACAUCUGAGGAAUAACUUUGUACUGUAAUGCAAACAUGGACCCAGCCAGAGAUAGAGAAGUGGUUGACAGAGGAAGAAGAGCGGCUGGGAGAGGGAGGGGAGAACGCAUGUGUGGUGGAAGAAGACUGAGAGGAAGAUCAAGAGCUGUAGUCUCAGAUUCGGCCUACUAUAGUAUAUAUGAUCAAAUGUCCCUCCUGGACGCAAUGAAUGGACAUACUGCAGAGGAUUGCUAGGGAUGGACAAGUCAUGUCAAAAGAUUACUUCCUAGGUGUAUUGCCCAAGAGGACAUAAGAUGUGAUGUGGAUGAGAACCUGUGACCGAAUGCAGGGUUGACAAGCUUGGCUACUGAAUCUGUAUUAGUAGAUGAUGUUUAUACAAAUUAUUGUAUUUUGGAAUCACUCAAUGCCAUAAAAUUCCAUAAAACAUAUUAAAGCAUAUUGCAUCA